UUUGUCACAAAUUGAAAUACUGCGUUACAAUUCGACGUCAUGAUAUCUAUGCAGGGCGUAAGGGUAUGGGCUGAAAAACACAAUCUGUAUAUGGAUUUUGUGGGUCAGAAAAACGCUGAGAGAUGUAUGAACCUAAUGAUUAUUACAUUUCUGGUCAUAGCGCUUCCAGUUGGAUAUUACAAACAACAGUUGUCUGAUAGCGUUUUAAUACUAUUAUUCGGCUGUAUACUCACGGCUCUUGCUGUACUACCACCGUGGCCAUGUUACCAUAGAAAUCCAAUUGACUGGUAUCAUGAAGAAACUAAAAGCAACAAAAAAACAGACUGAUUUUCCACUUAUAUCUUUCAAUUCCUCUGUUAUUUUACUUCUUUAUAAGUAACUAAUAAAUUUGAUUUCUUUUGAGAUCAA
Molecule: messenger RNA, 408 nt
Organism: Schistosoma intercalatum
Lineage: Eukaryota; Metazoa; Platyhelminthes; Trematoda; Strigeidida; Schistosomatidae
Source: the annotation of a GenBank genome assembly